Melopsittacus undulatus (budgerigar) is the source of this 1507-nucleotide messenger RNA. RefSeq names its product ELMO domain containing 3 (gene ELMOD3). The transcript has 11 exons. Lineage: Eukaryota; Metazoa; Chordata; Aves; Psittaciformes; Psittaculidae. The coding region runs from base 1 to 1035 and encodes 344 amino acids. The record is from RefSeq and is a predicted model, not a curated record.
AUGGAGCGUGGGGAGCGCCGCCUUCCGCGGGGAUUGACCCUGCGCGGCCGCCGUACCGCGGCCUCGGGGGUUCGGAGCCGCUGCCCCCGCCGGGCAGAACGGGCGCUGGCGCAGGGAGCGGGGCCGCCCGCGGGGGUCGGGAUCAGUGAGGAGCUGCAGCGAGCACGGGAGGAAUGGGAGGCUGUGGAACAGAUCCAGACAGGGACACCAGCAGUACCCGUAGCCCCCAUCUCCUUCCGGGAAGCUCUGCUCUUCUUCGAGACAGCCGCAUGCAGGAGGGAGCUGUGCCCCCCCCGGCGCAGGCAGGGCCUGGCUGCUCUGCUCCGAUGCCUCUUCGGGCCCCCCCGGCUCCAGCCGCAGCUGCAGGGGGAGCAGGAGCUGGCGCUGGCCAUGGCGCAGUGUGCUUUGGAUGACAAUGAGAGCGUGCACAUGAGGAUCCUGCAGACCAUCUACAAGAAGCUCACCCGCUCCCACCUGGGCUGCCCGCGCUAUGGGGCGCACUGGGAAGAGCUUGGGUUUCAAGGAGCUGAUCCCGGGACAGACCUGCGAGGCACAGGGAUGCUGGCCCUGAUGCAGCUGCUCUUCUUCGUCAUGGACCCUCGGAUGCUGCCUCUGGCUCUGGCCAUCUUCAAACUGUCCCAGCACGAAACCCAGGGAUUCCCCUUUGGCAUCAUGUCUGUGAACAUGACCCGCAUCGUGCUGCAGGCGCUGCGGGAGGAGCGGCUCUCCCGGGAGUGCAACCGGCGGCAGGAGGUCAUUGCUGUGCUCAACGACCUCUAUGCAGCCGCCUUCCUGCGGCUCUACCGCGUCUGGAAGGGGCAGCACAAGAGCAUCACUGACUCCUGCAUCCUCCUCAAGGAGCUGGAGUUAGCCACCAAAAGGAAGCCGAAGCAGCUGCUGAAAUCCCUGGAAGCCUUUGUGAACCGCAGCCCCACAGCCGAGGGUCCGGACCCCCCAUCCCCUCCUUCCCCUUCCAGCCGGGAGCUUGGCUUCACCGACCUGUGUGCCCUGGAGGGGGAGCCCCAGCUCGGCUGAAGCACCGGGAGAGGAUCCAUAGGGACAGCCUGGAUCGGCUCCCGGUGCCGGUUAUGGGGCUCACUGAUGGGCACAGGGUGAGGAGAGGGGUCCCUGGCUGAGCCAGGAGCCUGGAAUGCCACCGAGGGGAGAGAUCCUGUGGCACAACCCCCUGACCUGAUGCUUCCAGGCUGGAAUCUCUGGAGGUGAAGGAGGAAAACAUGGACGAGAGGUGCAUUUAUCACCCGUGGGGCUGGGAUAGUCCAUGUGUGUGUCCCACGUCCACGCUCCCAUCUGUACCCCUGCACGGGGAUGGUGUUCCCAAGUACAAUCCUGACCCCAGCAGCACCCAGAGGGUGUUCCAUGGCCCAUUGGGUGUUACUGGUGGGUGCUGGGGACAGCUCGUCCUGUGCUCGCUGCGGUCGCUGUGGUGUCCGUGUGUGUGUUGGCACUGACUGAAGGGAUUAAACCAGAACCAAACGGCUGCUUUGGA